AUGAGUGAUCGGCCGGUUUCCGCCAGCAAUGCAGAGUCUCUGUUUCAAUUAUACCGAGACAAGAGUCCCGAAAAGCCUGGUAUAGAGUCCAAAAGGAAAACGGUAGAUCUCAAUGGGAGAGACCGAUAUGGGUUUAAGAUAAGUGCCAGCUUUGUGGACCAGGAAAAGUAUAACACGUGGUGGGAUCAGUACAGUCGAUAUCUCAUUAGACGUAAACUAAAGUGGGUCAAGCUGAUGAAUAAAAAUGGCUUUGAAGCUGAUGAGGACUCAAUGCCGACCAAAUUUCCAACAAGAAGCGAAGAGCUCAAACGGUAUGUCAGGAAGGGAAUCCCCGCGGAAUGGAGAGGCAAUGCAUGGUUUUAUUUCUGCAAAGGACCAGAGAGAUUGAGCAAAAAUAAAGGAUUGUACGAUAACCUGUGUGCAAAAAUGGAUACUUUGGAUGAGGUUAACUUGGAAGCUAUAGAGAAAGAUCUGCAUCGAACAUUUCCAGAUAAUAUACAUUUUAAUGAUUAUAGUGGCGAAGAAUCUCUCAUGAUUGGAUCAUUGAGACGCGUUUUGAGAUGCUACGCUCUCUACAACCCGGAAAUAGGAUAUUGUCAGUCGUUGAACUUUAUCGCUGGUCAGCUGUUGAUUUUCAUGGACGAAGAGAAGACAUUCUGGAUGUUGGUCAUAAUUCAUGAAAAAUUACUCGUAGACGUGCACACGAUGAAUCUCGAGGGUGUCUCUGUUCACCAAGGGGUUCUUCUACUCUGCUUUAGACAAUAUCUCCCGUUAACUUGGUCCGUCAUGCGGGAACAUGACACCAUCAAUGACGAUUUUUUAGUCAACAUUCCUUCUUUAGGUAUAUGCACCACCAGCUGGUUCAUGUCUUUAUUCAUUGGGAUUCUCCCGGUAGAGACCGUGCUACGAAUUUGGGAUUGCUUAUUUUAUGAAGAUUCCAAGUCCAUUUUCAGAAUCAGUUUAGGAAUUUUCAAGUUGAUGGAACCUCAGUUUGUGAAAACCCCAGAGGAUGAAUUGUACCAUCUGAUUCAAAGCUUUCCCAGAACGAUUUUGAAUCCAAACGAUUUGUUAGACGUAUGCUACAGAAAGCUUAAUUCCAUCAGUCAUCUGAAACAGCAGGAGAUACAACUUUGCAAACAGUAUGUGAUAAACUACAGAGCAAAAUACAAGAAUUUGAAGCAUGAAGACAACAACUUACUGAGCAAUCAAGAACGACUGAAAUUACUACAAGAGGGCAUUCAAGAGUUCGGGAAACCUAGGGUAUUGAAAGGGUUAAGGUGGAACAGCAGGUUGAAUAAGCAGAUUCGAAAACUACGGGUUGAAAGUGAGCACGAUAUCUAA
This is a messenger RNA of Komagataella phaffii GS115, 1341 nucleotides long. RefSeq lists its product as uncharacterized. NCBI's taxonomy places the organism in Eukaryota, Fungi, Ascomycota, Pichiomycetes, Pichiales, Pichiaceae. The coding region runs from base 1 to 1341 and encodes 446 amino acids. The transcript has a single exon. The record is from RefSeq and is a predicted model, not a curated record.